Molecule: messenger RNA, 1447 nt
Organism: Styela clava
Lineage: Eukaryota; Metazoa; Chordata; Ascidiacea; Stolidobranchia; Styelidae
Source: RefSeq, a predicted model, not a curated record
ACUCCCACCUGUAUUUCUAUGUCCGCUUAAAAAGGAGCUUUUGUCACAUUAUAAAAGCUUCUUUAGAACGAAUGGAAUAGAUUGGAGGCGUCGGCAAUGCAUCUGCUCAUUGCACUGGAGUAAACCAAGGCGAAAUUCACAACAUUUGCCUGAUAUCAGGGUGCCUACUGGUUCUAGACAAAAGAGGAGUGCUAGGAAACAUAGGGCUGUGAAAAGAAGUGCAAGGGAAAGUAGGCGCAACAAACUACUAGAAAAGUCACAACCUGGUGAGAUAUUACAGAAUGUCAAGGAGAGUCUGAGUGAAGUGAGUGGAGAAAAUGCUACUCUUCGCGUUCACCUUCGUCAGCAGGUCACUGAUAAUGAAUUACUUGCCAGUGAAAAUUUUAGAUUGAGAAAUACAAUAGAAAAGCUAAAAAAGGAGUUGAAGGAAAGCGAGGAAGUGAGAAAAUUGGAACAGAGAAAUGUUGAAAGAAUAAUGGAGAACAAAUGGAAGUUUAGCUGGGACACUGUGACAGAAAGUUAUUUCAAGUAUUUUACAGGCAUGAGUCGGGACAGUUUUGAGACUUUGUUUAGCUGCUUGAAGCCAUACCUACACCUAAUCAAAUAUCAAUCAUGUAUUAGCAGCAAAAGUUACAAGCGGAAGGUUAGUAAAGAGAACGAGCUUUUCACGACUCUAUCCAUCUGCAGACAUGCUCUGCAUAUGAAAUUUGCAGGCUGGAUGCUCAAAGUUUCGGCCUCGACAAUGAGCAGAAUUUUUGAAGCAUGGAUAGUGUUUGGCGAUGCAGCUUUUAGUAUGGUAGACUUGCAGCCUUCACAUGGAUUAAUGAAAAAAGUUAUUCCUCAAAUUUACCAAGAAUUAGGAUUCGGCCAUAUAACACUGGUCUUGGAUGCAACGGAAUUCAAAACAAAACAGUUUUUCGAUUUGAAUUUAAACACAAUCUUUUUUUCUGAUUACAAGCAAUGUCAUACUGUUAAAGCAUUUGUCUGCUUAGCUCCCCAUGGCGCUUUAACAAUGGUUCCAGAUUUAUAUCCAGGAUCUAUCACAGACACGACAAUAACACAAAUAACGGGCUCAGUUAGAAAUUGUUUACUUCAUGAUGGAAUAUUGACUGACAAAGGUUUUGCGAUUAGUGAACUUGCUGCGGAGAAAGGUGCAGAGCACAACAGACCUCCAAUGAAAACAGAAAAUCAAUUUUGCGAAGGUGAAUGUGAUGACAAUUACAAAAUCGCAUGUCUUAGGAUUCAUGUGGAAAGAUGGAUUGGAUACCUUCGGAACUUAAGGUUAAACAUGAUUAGAGGAAUCCCUAACCACUGCUUUGAAAGCAAAGAAGGAGCAACCAGUCACCAACGGCAACAAUUGAUAUUUAAAGUGAUUCAUUUGUUUAUUAUAACUUUCUACUUGCUUGCUCCAGAUGCAGAAAUAAAUGCUUCUACAUUUUUACAUUAG